AUUUGUAAACUCUCUGCAGUAAGAAUAUGGCUUACAAGAUAGUCAGAGCUUCCAAUGGUGAUGCCUGGUUUGAAGUGAAUGGUCAGAUGUACUCACCAAGCCAAAUUGGUGCAUUUGUACUGAUGAAGAUGAAGGAGAYGGCUGAAAGUUACCUAGGGACUACAGUAACUAAUGCUGUAGUUACUGUACCAGCCUACUUCAAUGAUACCCAGAGACAGGCCACUAAAGAUGCUGGUCAAAUCGCUGGUCUAAAUGUUUUAAGAGUAAUUAAUGAACCAACGGCAGCAGCUCUGGCUUAUGGAAUGGACAAGACAGAAGAUAAAAUUAUUGCUGUGUACGAUCUUGGUGGUGGAACAUUUGAUAUCUCAAUCCUUGAAAUCCAGAAAGGUGUCUUUGAAGUCAAAGCAACUAAUGGCGACACGUACCUUGGUGGAGAGGACUUUGAUAAUACCCUCCUAACAUUCCUGAUCUCUGAGUUCAAGAAAGAGAGUGGAGUUGACCUUUCUAAAGACAGCAUGGCUCUUCAGAGGCUUAGAGAGGCUGCUGAAAAAGCUAAAAUAGAGUUGUCAUCCUCAGUACAGACAGAUAUUACCCUACCAUACAUAACCAUUGAUGCCAGUGGACCAAAACAUAUGAACCUGAAGCUCACAAGAGCCAAGUUUGAGUCUCUUGUUGGUGACUUGAUGAAUAGGACAGUAGGACCAUGUAAUAAAUGUCUACAAGAUGCCGAGAUCAGUAAGAGUGAUAUUGGAGAUGUGUUGUUGGUUGGAGGAAUGACCAGAAUGCCAAAGGUAUAUAUGUAUUAUAUACAUUAUUAACUAACUUACAGUAUG
Actinia tenebrosa (Australian red waratah sea anemone) is the source of this 833-nucleotide messenger RNA. RefSeq names its product stress-70 protein, mitochondrial-like. Gene Ontology annotation, molecular function: ATP binding; ATP-dependent protein folding chaperone. The record is from RefSeq and is a predicted model, not a curated record. NCBI's taxonomy places the organism in Eukaryota, Metazoa, Cnidaria, Anthozoa, Actiniaria, Actiniidae. Gene Ontology annotation, biological process: protein folding.